Messenger RNA from Phascolarctos cinereus (koala), 2793 nucleotides. RefSeq names its product solute carrier family 26 member 6 (gene SLC26A6). The record is from RefSeq and is a predicted model, not a curated record. Gene Ontology annotation, molecular function: secondary active sulfate transmembrane transporter activity. NCBI's taxonomy places the organism in Eukaryota, Metazoa, Chordata, Mammalia, Diprotodontia, Phascolarctidae. Gene Ontology annotation, biological process: sulfate transmembrane transport. Gene Ontology annotation, cellular component: membrane.
CGCACGGCACACCGUCGUAUCCCGCCUCCUCCGUGGCCGGCAAGGAGCCCAAGUGAAUCAAAGCCGGGUCGAACGCGGGAGGCCACUCUGAACUUUGGACUCGGACUCCGCCUUGCCAUGGGGCCGCUGGAGCCGCCCGGGCUUUCCCGAACUCCUCCCUCGAGUGUUUCCUAUGGUUCUCUUCGCCUCCCCCCAAGUCUGUUGUCUGGGCCUAGGGACACACAGGCCUUAUUGGCUUCUCAGGACUUGUCGAUGGAGAAGCUGGAGGUGGAGCCGGGUCCCCUGCCAUGUGACUAUCGGGUGGACAGGCGGGUACUGAAUGAGCAGGAGCUGGAGGAGACGGGGCAGAGGAGCCAGAGCCCAAAGCCUUCCCGAUGGUUUACUCUACCCAGAUGUUCAACAGCUGUAGCCUGGGCUACCCUCUGCCGCUUCCUGCCUAUCCUGAGCUGGCUGCCCAAGUACCCAGCGCGCGAAUUUCUCCUGGGGGACCUGCUGUCUGGCCUCAGUGUGGGCAUUGUACAGCUGCCACAGGGACUGGCCUAUGCCCUCCUCGCUGGACUGCCCCCUGUCUUUGGCCUCUAUAGCUCUUUCUAUCCCGUCUUUGUCUACUUUUUAUUUGGUACCUCCCGGCACAUUUCUGUGGGGACUUUUGCUGUUAUAUCGGUUAUGGUGGGCAGUGUGAGUGAAGCCCUAGCUCCCAAUGAUGCUUUCCUGGUCCCUGGAAAUGAUACAGAAGUAAAUGAGAUAGCCAGAGAUGCUACCCGUGUGAAAGUGGCCUCAGCCCUGAGCUUUCUAGUUGGUGUUUUCCAGGUGGGAAUGGGCCUCUUACAAUUUGGCUUCGUGGUGACCUACCUGUCAGAGCCACUGGUUCGUGGCUAUACCACAGCUGCCUCUGUCCAGGUGCUUGUGUCCCAGCUCAAGCAUGUGUUUGGCCUCAGUGUUAAAGACUAUUCGGGGCCCUUGUCACAGAUCUAUAUAGUGUUGGAGAUCAUCUGGAAGUUGCCAGAAAGCAACGUGGGCACUGUAGUGACUGCUUUGAUAGCUUCGACCCUGCUCUUGGCCAUGAAGAUAAUAAACCAGAAACUGGGCCGAAAGCUGCCCGUGCCUAUGCCAAGUGAACUCAUCAUGCUCAUUGGAGCCACAGCGAUCUCUUAUGGAGUCGGCCUGAAGGAGAAGUUUAAAGUGGACAUCGUGGGUAACAUCCCUGCAGGACUGGAGCCUCCUCAGUUGUUUGACUACCACUUCUUUGGAAAGAUCGUGGGGAAUGCAUUUGCCAUAUCUGUGGUUGGUUUUGCCAUUGCCAUCUCCCUUGGCAAGAUCUUUGGAAUGAAGCAUGGUUAUGAGGUGGACAAUAACCAGGAACUGAUUGCUCUUGGCCUCAGUAACUUCUUUGGCAGCUUUUUUCAGUGUUUUCCUAUAAGCUGCUCCAUGUCCCGGAGCUUAGUGCAAGAAGGUUCAGGGGGGAACACACAGAUUGCUGGGGCCAUCUCCUCCCUCCUCAUCUUGAUUGUCAUUAUCAAAUUGGGGGAGCUUUUUUAUCACCUUCCCAAAGCCAUCCUGGCUUCUAUCAUCAUUGUCAACCUCAAGGGCAUGUUCGUCCAGUUUUCUGAUAUCUGCUAUCUAUGGAAGGCAAACCGGGUGGACCUGCUGAUCUGGUUGGUGACCUUUGUGGCCACUGUCCUGUUGAACCUGGACAUUGGACUGGCUGUUGCUAUAGUCUUUUCCCUGCUCUCUGUCGUCUUCCGUACUCAACUACCCCAUUACUCUAUCUUGGGGCAGGUGCCAGACACGGACAUUUACAGAGAUGUGACUCAGUACAAGGAGGCCAGGGAAGUCCCAGGAGUGAAGAUUUUCAGCUCUUCGGCCACGUUGUACUUUGCCAACGCCGAGUUCUAUAGGCAGGCCCUCAAGGAGAAGAUUGGUCUGGAUGUGGACCACCUCAUUGCCAAGAAGAAGAAACUGAUCAAGAAGCAAAGAUUAAAGACAAAGAAAUUGCAGAAGAAAGAAAACCGGCAAAAGAAAGCUGCUGCCCGAAAAGUGCCCUUAGAUUCCUCAGAACCUAAUAGUAUGAAUGUUAAAAUUGAGGAAAUGGAUAUCGAGAAUGCCCAGGUUGGUGGUGUGGACAGGCCAGACAAUGCAGUGGUCAAUGACAAAGGGUUCACACUCACCUUGGAAGCACUGGGCCUACCUCAGCCCCACUUCCACAACCUUAUUUUGGAUUUGGGGACUCUCAACUUUGUGGAUACUGUGUGUAUCAAGACCUUGAAAAAUAUUUUCCGUGAUUUCCAAGAGAUUGAAGUGAAUGUGUAUUUGGCUGGCUGUCAUGGCAAUAUAAUCUCCCAGUUUGAGUCUGGGAACUUCUUUGAAGACUCCAUUACCAAGGGCCACCUCUUCGUUUCCAUCCAUGAUGCUGUCACCUUUGCCCUUAUGCAGCCAAGACCCAGAACCACACAGUCUGUCCUGGCCACUAGAAUGUGACACCCCUCCCUGCUGCUGCUGCUGCUGCUGCUGCUGUUGCGUGACCUAUGCACUCCUUGAUGGGGGUUAGGGGAGACUCAGAACUCGCUCUUUGGAGAAGGAUGUUCUCUUCCAUCCCUCACGGCACACCACCCUCCUCCUCAGCCCUUAAGGAUGGAGACUUUGGAGUCUGGGGUUGGGGGACGCUGAGCCAAGACAUGUGGCUAGAAGGAAGUGUCCUUACUUUGGCCAAGCCCAACUGCACAGUGCUGGUGAGGGGCUGGGCACAGGUUUUAUAUGUCUUUAUGAGAAUAAAGUGUUUGGCUUUGUUCUUGC